AGUAGACACGUGCUUCUACGGCUCUACGGAGGGAUAGGUCGCUCUUCUUCCUCACUGAGAGACCAUGAGACGGGUCGAGACGACAGCGGCGGAUGCACCCCACGACCUCCAGUGACUCUCCCAGUCCCAGGCUCCCAGCCCCCCUUCCUCCCGCCUCCGCGAGACCGCGAUGGCAGUCUUGCUGUGGCGGUGCAUAUGCGGGCCCCAACAAUCCUUCAGUAAGAAUCGAGGCGCAUCCACCCCUUCUCCUCUUGCUGGCAGGAGAUCCAAAUACUCGGGACAAUCUGUGGUAAGGAGCGCACGCAUUGACCUUUUCCUGCUACACCUAUGCAUUUGGUUCAUUUCUCCUGAAAAAAAAGUACACUGGAGGCAAAAGAAAGCAAUGCCCAUGCGUUUGUUAACGGUUGGAAAGAAGAGGUCUCGGGGGACACAACUCCUUGUUGAAGAAUACAAGGAGAAGCUCGGUCACUAUUGCGAGUUCGAGGACACUCUUAUCAGGUCCAACCCAAAGCUUACAAGUGAUGUAAAGGUGCAAGUUGAAGCAGAAGACACGGCUAUGAUGCAGCAACUCAAGUCUGACGAUUUUGUAGUUGUGCUGGAUGAAAACGGGAAGGAUGUCAUAUCCGAGCAGAUAGCUGAUCUGAUUGGGGAUGCUGGCAACACAGGAUCAUCAAGGCUCACAUUCUGUAUCGGUGGACCAUACGGUCUCGGGUUACAAGUGCGAGAGCGUGCAGAUGCAACGAUUAGGCUGUCCUCACUAGUUUUGAACCAUCAAGUUGCCUUGAUAGUCCUCAUGGAGCAGCUCUACAGGGCAUGGACUAUAAUAAAAGGACAGAAGUAUCACCAUUAGGCCUAAGUGCUAUCAUCAUUCGCUGCUGUAUGUAGGACUUGAAAAAUGGAAGACUGCAUUAAUAAAUUUGCAGGUAUAGUGUUCAAGGACUCAUUGUACUUUCCAUUCGUGUAGAACCCCAAAUUGCUCAAAAUGGUUUCUUUGACAUGUUCGAAUGUUCAUUAUCGAUGACUGUCAGUUUCCAGCACAACAUGGACACUUGUAAAUAAGAAGAAAUUCUGCUGGGUGCUUUACUGGUUGCUAGGCUGCUACAUGCUUGAAAAUGGUUGCUAUCUGCAGCUGAGGUUCUGCAAAAGCGAAUGGCACACCUGAACAUUCUUCUUUUACUGAGAUCAAGCGUGUCAUAAGAUUUAUUAGUUCCUCUUGUAUUGUGAAAAUUUCCAAAGAACACAGGAAGUGAAAUAUCUUUUAUUA
Molecule: messenger RNA, 1264 nt
Organism: Zea mays
Lineage: Eukaryota; Viridiplantae; Streptophyta; Magnoliopsida; Poales; Poaceae
Exons: 7
Coding region: 170-850 (226 amino acids)
Biological process (GO): rRNA processing
Molecular function (GO): methyltransferase activity
Source: RefSeq, a predicted model, not a curated record